CGAGCAUAAACCCAGGCUUCUCUCCGACUCUCCCACCGUCUUCCCCAUUUUCGCCAUUUUGUUCCCGAAGUGCUCUCUCUCUGUAAACCGAACAAGAAUUCAGGCCUCUAAGUAACAGGAGGACGUGAUGUGGGAGAUAAUUGUUCCUCCAGGGAGAUACGUUAGUGUUGAUCCUGGACAAGGAAGAGUCUUGCGAAUAACCUAUAUAGGUUUCAGCAGCGAAGUGACAAAUCCUGAGGGUGAGGCUUAUCUUGGAAUCAACAGUAGCAAGGAAGAGUUUCUUAUUGGCCGCAUCCCUCAACUCAAAACCAGAGUGAAUCUCACUGAAGAGUUCACUCUUGGACACAGUGGCUAUUCCCCUGUUGUGUUCAGAGGGUACUAUCUUUCUCGCAGGAGGACGCUCUUGCCAGAGCCCAGGCCUCAAACAGACCUUGCUCUUAGAGAUGCCCAAGCAUCCAACUCUCUGUCAUGGCCAUUGGGUAUCGACAAUACCUCCAAAGUAUUCUCGUACCUACGAGGUACCAAUGUCCAUCGUCUCGAAUGUAUUUGCAAAAUAUUCUACACCGCUGGUACAUAUCCGGAGUCUUACUCAAACAUUGAUUUGAGUCAUGUUGAGAUGGCUGAAGAUCUUGACGCUCUUGUCAUGAUGCGACGAUGCCAUGGUCGACUAAGGUCACUUGUGCUAGGUUCAGGGCCAACGAUACAGUUCACUCAUCGAUCUCUGGAGCCUCUGCAGACUAUCGGGAAACACUUGAGAAGACUCCAUCUUCAUGGCCUUCAUAAGGUACAUGAAGAGCAUUUGCGUGAGGCUCUACCCUGCUGCUCCGUGCUCACAGAGUUGGAGCUUAAUGACUUAGGGUCUUACCGAGUAGACUUUGUACUGGAGAUCGUGGGUUCUUCUUGCCCGCUUCUGGAGCUUCUGAUCUACACUGGUGCUGAAGACUCAAUAUCGACCAGGGAGAACACAGUUAGUGAGCCCAACCUACACAGGUUUCUGCAAAACUGUACUCGGGUGGAGGUUCUGGGUCUACACAGCGUCAAUGUAGACGACAACCAGCUUGUUAAGAUUCUGCAGCAUCUUGGGAGGCUUAGAAGCCUACUCCUGUCGAAAUCCAUGGGAUUUUCAGGAGUUUUCUUCGUUGGGGAAGGUGUUAGCAACGGGAAUCUUCAAGUGUUGCACCUCGAAGCCUGCAUCGAUCUCUCAGAAGACUGUCUUGGUGACUUCAUCCAGCAGCUGAAGCAGACACUCUUCGAGAACAUGGAGGAGCUGUUUCUGACAGGUCGUCCGGGAUUUGAAGAGAGGAUAGGUCUUACUGAUCUGAUUGAUACUAGACCUAACUUAGCAAUCCGCACCAGACCACUACACACAGAUGAGGACGACGACGAUGACGAACUGCAACGUUUAGCGCUUGAGCGUGCUAAAUCGCUUGUGAGAGAUGCUGAUUGUCUACAUGAAGAGACUUCUGAGGAUGAGGAUGUGCAGGAGGAUGGGCAGGUGGAAUGGCAGGUGGAAGGGCAGAUCGAGAUUAUUAGAAUCCCGAGGAGGGAUCCUGAGGAGGUGGAGUCAGAGGAGGAGGAGCCGCCUGAGGAUUUGCAUGAUGAGGAGGACUACGUUGGGGAUGAAGAUUAUGGUAACUUGAGGUACGACCCAUCCAGAUUGUCACAUGGACCGUAUCGUCGGAGAAAACGGUUCAUACAGUGGUGAGUGUGAGGGUGACUGAUCUAAUAUUUGCGUUUGAUAUAAUAUCUAUGUUAGACCAGUUACUUGCUUCUCUUUAACUUUAUAAUUGUAAUGUUCGAGAUAAUGCAACCAAGUCAAAGAAUACAAUUAAGUGGACUAAUUUUAUACCA
Eutrema salsugineum is the source of this 1851-nucleotide messenger RNA. RefSeq lists its product as uncharacterized. Lineage: Eukaryota; Viridiplantae; Streptophyta; Magnoliopsida; Brassicales; Brassicaceae. The coding region runs from base 128 to 1705 and encodes 525 amino acids. The transcript is spliced from 9 exons. The record is from RefSeq and is a predicted model, not a curated record.